UUGAGGCACAAUUCUGCAGCUGGCAUCUGUCCAAGAAACUUCAGAAAGACUGCGUUUGGAUGUUUUUGUAAUGGACCGACGUGGAAGGUGGCGAAGGGCUACCACCUUCUCCACCACGACGACCGCACCAUGCACGGCGUCUCCCAUCCAAGGAUCUGCCUGCUCUUCUGCAUUCGUGAGCGGCGCUUCCUCUGUCUCUCUGUGGAGUAUAACAAGGGGAAACGGAUAUGUCACCUCUCCAAGGACAAUAGAAAAACACUUAGCAAGAAGACCUUUAAACCCAGCAAGUUUGGUGAUAUUUACUUCGAGAUGUCUUGUUCUCAUAAAUUAGCAAUGCGUUGUCCGAAAGGCUACACAUGGUUUGCAGGGUCUUGUCACAAGGCCAUUAGCAGAUGCCAUCGGUUCUAUAGACUGGUAAACGGUAAAUGCCAAUUUCGUGCUUGUCCAAAAGGCAAAGUUAGGAAAUGGACGGGACGUUUUUUUACCUGUUUAGGACAGAAAAAUAGCAAAGUGCACAGAAAAGGAAGACUUCUCCAAACCGGAAAACCAAAACACCGCAAGGUUGUAACACAUCUCUACAGUAGAAAACAUCACACGGAAAGAACGCGCCACAAGAAAGAGGCACAUCACAAGAACGCAACACAUAAAAAGAAUGGAACACAUGACAAGAAAGAAACACAUAACGAGAAAGAAACACAUGACAAGAAAGAGGCGCAUCACAAGAACGCAACACAUCAAAAGAAAGGAACACAUGACAAGAAAGAGGCGCAUCUCAAGAACGCAACACAUCAAAAGAAAGGAACACAUGACAAGAAAGAAACACAUGACAAGAAAGAGGCGCAUCACAAGAACGCAACACAUCAAAAGAAAGGAACACAUGACAAGAAAGAGGCGCAUCUCAAGAACGCAACACAUCAAAAGAAAGGAACACAUGACAAGAAAGGAACACAUGGCAAGAAAGAGGCGCAUCACAAGAACGCAACACAUCAAAAGAAAGGAACACAUGACAAGAAAGAGGCGCAUCUCAAGAACGCAACACAUCAAAAGAAAGGAACACAUGACAAGAAAGAAACACAUGACAAGAAAGAGACACAUCACAAGAACGCAACACAUCAAAAGAAAGGAACACAUGACAAGAAAGGAACACAUGGCAAGAAAGAGGCGCAUCACAAGAACGCAACACAUCAAGGGAAGGAAACACAUCAGAAUAAAGGAACACAGUGUGAUGUUGGAUUCAUUAAACAAAAAGGACGAUGUGUUUUCUGGCAUUGUCCAAAUGGCUUUCGUAGAAUACUCAAACGGUCCGGGAAGCUCCCGAGACCAGUGUGCAAAGCGUUUCGUCCGAAUCAUGGCUGUCCCGAUGGUUUCGUCCGGUCCAAGUUUGGAUUCUGUCUAAGGAAGCCAUGCAAAGUUGGAUACAUUUGGAGAAAUGACAAAUGCACAUUUCGCGGCUGCCCGCUUGGUUUUGUCAAACGAAAGUCAUCCCGGACAUGCCGAUUCAAGGGUUGUCCUUCUGGAUACAGACUUGGCUUCAUAAAAGGCAUUAGGAGCUGCAUAGUUAUACGUUGUAUGCAGUUCUAUCCGGCCAGCCACUCCAUCGGUGGUAUAAAACUCCGCGGCAUCACCACUGCGGCCCAUUGUAAGAUGUACUGCAUGGAGAGACCGAAGUGCAAGGCGGUGGACUGGAAUGCCGGGCGGGCGCAAUGCUGGCUGCAUGAUAGGCCCAGUAUGCUGAAGAGAACACGUUUUGGGAUUUCGCAGUUUAGGAAGAUACGGCCUUGUACCUUUGAGAGAAAGAAAGUCAAUAAGUGCCCUCCAUUCACAAAAUUGGUGAGAAAGGAUGCCGUUGUGCAUUGCAUUGGAAAUAGCAAACCUCCUGUUAAGUGUCAGCCAGGGUAUCGAAAAACAGGAGGAAAAUGUGUUUUUGUCAGGUGCCCAAAAGGCUGGACGCAGAAGAUAAAGGGCGGCACAAUUUAUUGUGCGCCUAAAGUUUGCAUGAAGAAACUCCUCCGUACUCAUACCCCUGGUGGCAGUCUCCUAAAACACAUCCGGACGGACAAGGCGUGUGAAGCGUAUUGCAAGUACCAUUCCAAAUGCGUCUCUGUGGAUUGGAACAGCAAGGAGGGAUCAUGCACUUGGCAUUACAAGGCAAAGAGCGUUCCAUGUUCUGUCUUCAUUUGGCAACACAAGAAAGUGGGCUGUAAUAAAGCUAAGGUGUUAGUCUGUCACGUUGGAUUCAAGCGUGUAGGAAAGAAAUGCAUUUUUGUUCGCUGUCCGAAGGGUUAUGCGAAAUUCUCAACAAGAAGUAUUCCACCGAAAUUCUUCUGCAAGAGAAGGAAAAGAGUUUGUCCAAAGGUGAAGUGCAAGAGCGGAUGCAUUAUCAAGAUAGGAGCGAACGGCUGCGCGGAGUGUGAUUGCAAGGAUGAGUGCACAUCAAAAGAGGACUGUCCUUGCCACAAGAAGUUGACAAAAACGGGUUGUCGGUGUUUCUGUUGCCGAUUGGGAACUAAACCAGUCUUGGUCACAAACAAAAUAAAAUGCGUCUUCACCGCCUGUCCAAACGGCUUCAGAGAAGAGAAAGAGAUUGGUAUACCAAUGUGUCGACCCUUGACCAACCAAUGUCCAGCCUUCUAUUCCAUGUUGACCGACCACAAGUGUGUCUUUUCAGGAUGCCCUGUUGGAUACAAGGCGGCUGAUAUGAAGAACAUGUACAAGUGUCAGUUUCAUAAAUGUCCGAAAUGGUAUCGAGAGAAAAACCACCAGUGCUUGUUUCAAGGUUGUGGAAAAGGUAUGGUGGAAGCAAGCAGGGGUAUGCUUCAAUAUUGUAGAAAGAAAGGUGUGGACAAGAAAAGUACUGGAAUCUCAAAAGAAAAGUUACUGAAGAAACUGACAAACUUGUCGAAGAAGUCUGAACCAAAGACGAAGGAGAAAGAAAUGAAGAAGGGCAAGAUUACUAGAGGUGAAGAGAAGAAGAAAAAGAAGAAGAUUUCAAAAUUACAGACGAAAGCUGAACAGGAACCAAAGCACAAGAAAAAAGGCUGUCCGAUAGGUUACACCAAGAAAAAUUUAGACUGCGUUUUUGUUGACUGUCCCAUAGGAUAUGAAACCAAGGCAGGAAAAUGCACUUUUGUCAAGUGUCCGAUGGGGUUCGUUAGACGAGGAAGCUAUUGCAAACGGACCGCUACAAUUUGUCCAAUCGGAUACAGGGCCAAGGGAGCGAACUGCCUGUUUUACGAGUGUCCAACUGGGUUCAAAAAGACAGGAAACUACUGUAGCCGGUCGUGCCACCUUCACUAUAAACAGGUCGGGAGAGUUUGCCUCCCACACAGCCAUUGCCCGCAUGGUUUCAAACGCACAAACCAAGGUUGUAGCCUCCCAUCGGAACCUGCUGUUGACAACCUGAAAGCUGACAUCGUCAUUGCAAUCGAGUCGUCAGGAGACUUGGAGCAGGAGGACGUGGUCCUAGCCAAGAGUUUCGGCGAGCUGCUCAUCAGCUCCCUGCCUGUCCCAUCAAGCCACACGCGUUUCGCGGUGAUCGUCUACGGGAAAGAGACAGAGAUCUUGGGACGGCUUGACAGCUUCAAGAACGCAGAAGAAGCAAUGCAUAAAAUUGAUUCCAUCAAGAAGAAGUCCGGGGAUGCUGAUGCUUUCCCAAUGUUGCGAAAAGCUGCAACGGUUCUCUUCGGCCCCGGAAACAGAAAGGACGCAGCGAAAACCCUGGUCAUCAUCGGCAGCGGGGAAACCACGCGCAAGACGAAGGUCGCCAAAGCUGCCGAGCUGCUGCGGAAAAUGGGCAUCAGGAUUUUCUCCUUCGCGUUGGAUGACCUCGCUGAUGCCAAGUUUCAAUGGAGUUUGACGUAUCCGGGGUUCAGGUUCCAAGUUUCACGGAAGGACGCGCUGGAUUUGGUCUCCAUUGUUGUGCCGACUAUUGCCAGGGAUGUCGUUUGCAAGACAGACGAAACCAGGGUUGGUGAAACGUGUUACGAACUCAGUAUGGUUAAUAUCUGCCCCGUUGGAUACAGAAAAAAGGACGACACAUGCGAAUUUACGACGAAGUGCCCUGGUGGUUAUGAGAUGGUCGGAAAGCAAUGUCUUCCAACAGUAAAGAAUAUCAAGGGCAUCUGCCCAGUGGGUUAUGCCCAUGAUGGUCACAAGUGCAAACGAAGCAAAGUUAAAGACGGUUGCCUUCCAGGUUUUGUCAACGAGGACGGCGCGUGUGUUUAUAAGAAAUGUCCGAAGUUUUACAAACGAUAUGGUGAUCUCUGUCUCGGUAAAAGCGUAACAAGAAAAACUAAGGAGUUGGGAGAGAAGCAAACGCUGAAAGAAACUGGCAAAAAGAAGUCGAAAGUUAUAAUAAACACGAAAUUCAAACUGAAAAAUACCAAAACGAAAGCAGUGAAAAUUGGGAAGAAGCUGAAAGGAAAAAUGAAGCUGAAGGGUAAUGGAGAGCAACAGAAGGCAAGGAAAGUAAUGGUACCAAUGGGGAAAGUAAUGGGAAAGGUAAAGGAAAAGGAAAGAUUUAAAGGAAAAGGAAAGUCAAGUGCAAAAAGUAAGGCAAAACGGAGAGGGAAAUCAAAUUUGAAAGGGGAUGGACAUUCAAGUUUAAAAACUAAACCCAAAGGAAGGAGGAAACCAAAAUUAAAGGAAAUCAAAUCAAAAGAAAAAGAAAAUGGCAAGAAAAACGAGGGAGAACACAUGAAAGUAAAACCGAUCAAACUGAAGCCCGAGCAGGUUGGGAAGACUCAACCUGUGAAUGUUAAAGAGAAAGUCCCACACAUAUCCAAGGUUAAAAAGCUCGCCACGGCGCAUAGGAAGCUCGGAGUGUCGUCCAAGGAGAAAAAUCGCCCAAAAACUAAACUUCUUGAUGCAAAACAGAAGAUUACGAAAAAGAUGGACCUCGCUAGUGUACGGAAGGCCGGAUGAUGGUAUGAGACGUCAUCUUGAAUAAAUUACGUCACUCCGUAUAUUUUCUAUUUCACUGCAACGGCAGACGGGUUGUGCAAUAGGGCCAUUUUUUCAUCUUCAGUGUCGGCUUAUAUCUUAACCGAAGACCCAUUUAAAGAAAUGGGUUUUUGCUUUAACCUUAUAGUAACUACCCAAUACUUUUUUAUCCCCGAUAAUUUUAAAGACCUCGUGAAAUUUAAGGCAUAAAAAAUCAUCAGCAAAUUCUGCUUUGGACAGGGAGGGACGUAAAAGGAAGAAUGACAUUCAAGAUGUCGUUUAUCAAGAUGUCGUUUGUCAAAUAAAGUGCUUCGUGCAAUGUGUAUGUUAGAGCCUUCGUUGGUUUCUGAGCAAAGAAUACAUAUCCGGAUUGUAUCAGUGAUUUUUUUAUUUUUCCUUCGUAUCGGUCAAAUAAAUUAGU
Messenger RNA from Lineus longissimus, 5362 nucleotides. RefSeq lists its product as uncharacterized. Lineage: Eukaryota; Metazoa; Nemertea; Pilidiophora; Heteronemertea; Lineidae. The coding region runs from base 130 to 4923 and encodes 1597 amino acids. Gene Ontology annotation, biological process: presynaptic dense core vesicle exocytosis; synaptic vesicle priming; synaptic vesicle maturation. Gene Ontology annotation, molecular function: calmodulin binding; diacylglycerol binding; syntaxin-1 binding. The transcript has 37 exons. Gene Ontology annotation, cellular component: presynaptic membrane; plasma membrane; presynaptic active zone cytoplasmic component. The record is from RefSeq and is a predicted model, not a curated record.